GAUGGCGUCGACGCAUUUCAAUGAGAAGCUAAAGAAAUUGUCAAAAUUGACCUCACCCCCAAAUUAUUGCAUCUACAGAGCGCCUAAGCGUCUACACCAAGAAAAUGAAGAAGCUUAUACACCUCAAAUAGUCUCCAUUGGCCCUCUUCACCAUGGGGAACUACACUUGGAAUUCAUGGAAGAAAAAAAGAUACCUGCAAGAGUUUCUGGAGCGAACUGGUUUAAGUGUCGAAGAACUUUGUGAUUUGAUAAGCACGAAGGAAGACACAUUACAUAGCUGUUAUGCUGAAACAAUCAAAUUUGAUAAGGAUGCAUUUGUGGAAAUAAUUCUGGUGGACAUGGCCUUCAUUGUUGAACUCUUGUUGAGAUAUAGUUUCAGAGAACUGCAAACGAGAGAAGACUGUAUAUUUGGAAAACCAUGUUUGAUUCAAGAUAUAUGGAACGACAUGUGGUUGGUUGAGAAUCAAAUUCCAUUUUUCAUUCUUGAGGAAAUUUUUAACCUACAAAAAGUGAGUGCCACUAUCUCGGCCAUACUUAAGAAGCCGAAGCCACAGUUCAUCAAGCUUACAUUCAAAUAUUUCAAGAGUUUAGAGGCAGUAAAUGGCAAAUUAGAGAGAUUCAAGGAUGCAACAAAUGGGGUAGAAGUUAAACAUUUCACUGAUCUCUUGAGAAUUUGCCAUCUACCGUCUGAAGAGCAAACGAAAGAGCAAGAAAAAAAGAAAAAGUCAAAUGAAGAAUCCGAAAAGAAGAAAAGAAAAGUUGUGACUGCACCGAGUGUGAUCCAACUCCUUAAUGCUGGAGCCGAGUUGAAAUUGAGCGAAAGCAAAGAUUCAUUCCAAAUAAGUUUCAAGAAGGGGACUUUGGAAAUGCCACCACUGAAAUUAGAGCUUGAAACUGAAUCUUUGUUUCGAAAUUUGAUUGCUUUCGAGCAGCGUCAUUACUCCAGUAAUUACAUAAACGAUUAUGUUUUUAUCAUUCAUCAUCUUGCCAACACUCCCAAAGAUAUUGAGUUGCUUGUUGAGAAACAGAUUAUUGAAAAUUAGUUACCAGAUACAGAAGGAGCAUCAACUCUUUUGAAUAACCUCUCAAAAGGGAUAACUUUGGAUCCUGAGAAUUUUUAUUUUUCUUAUCUUUGUGAAGAAAUGGAAAAUUACCGUGCAAAACGCUUACAGUCAUUCAAACAGUGUUUUCUGUUCUCCAAGCGACGAAUCAAGGAAAUGCCUGCUCUUAGAUUCAUUAUAUCCCCUGUGUUGUUUCUUAUACUUGUACUUUUUUUGUGUUGUUAUAACAAGGCUUUGUUUGUUUUUGAUUUUACCUCUUGAGUUGUUUCAAAGCGUUUUAGUUUGUGUUUUUGUGGGUUUUUCCUUGUAUUGGC
Messenger RNA from Mangifera indica (mango), 1375 nucleotides. RefSeq names its product UPF0481 protein At3g47200-like. The record is from RefSeq and is a predicted model, not a curated record. The coding region runs from base 153 to 1043 and encodes 296 amino acids. Lineage: Eukaryota; Viridiplantae; Streptophyta; Magnoliopsida; Sapindales; Anacardiaceae. The transcript has a single exon.